Molecule: messenger RNA, 1485 nt
Organism: Ahaetulla prasina
Lineage: Eukaryota; Metazoa; Chordata; Lepidosauria; Squamata; Colubridae
Product: nicotinamide N-methyltransferase-like
Exons: 4
Coding region: 275-928 (217 amino acids)
Cellular component (GO): cytosol
Molecular function (GO): N-methyltransferase activity
Source: RefSeq, a predicted model, not a curated record
CAACCAGAAGUCAGUCAAAGUGUUUCUGGGAAGAUGGAAGAGCCUUUCACAGGGAAAGAUGCCUACACUCAGCAUUUUGAUCCCAGAGACCACCUGGAAAAGUACUACAAAGUGAGCCUUGAGGAUGAUGGACUCGGUGAGGGACGCUUGUUGAUCUGAGAUGGUCAGGAGGAGCCAAGAGGCGGAUCUCAAAGUCAUGCUUUCAUCUUCACAAUUCUGCUGAUCGCAACCUGCACCACUUAGAUUUCUUCUUCAGGGUACAAGCAGCCAAGGAAUGAAAGUAGCUACAAAAGAUGGCAUCAAGGGAGACACCCUGAUCGACAUUGGCAGUGGCGCAUCCAUCCACCAAUUUCUCUCCGCCUGCGAGUCCUUCCGAGAGAUCAUAGCCACGGAUUGCGCUGACCAGAACCGGGAGGAGGUGCAGCGAUGGCUGAGGAAGGAGCCUGGGGCUUUUGACUGGACCCCCAUCGUGAAAUACGUCUGUGAGCUGGAAGGAGACAGGGAAAAAUGGCCAGAGAAGGAAGAGAAAGUCCGAAGAGCCCUGAAGCGGUACCUGAAAUGCGAUGUGACCCAACCCAACCCUUUGGCUCCACUAGUUCUUCCUCCUGCAGAUUGUCUGCUCUCCAGUUUGUGCUUCGAUGGGGCUUGCAAAGACAUCCCCACCUACCAAAUGGCCUUCAGGAACAUCAGUUCCCUUCUGAAACCAGGGGGGCACCUCCUGUUUUAUUCAACCCUUGAAUCACGCUAUUAUAUCGUUGGUCAACACAGGUUCACUAACAUUUACUUGGAAAAGGAGAUGGUAGAAGAGGCAGUGAGACAGGCUGGUUUUGUUAUUAAAUGGAUUGAAGAGACCAGGAUCAACUGCCCCCCGCCCAAAGCAGAUGGGAAGGGGCGGUGCAUCCUUCUUGCCCAGAAAUGCAGUAUGUGAACAUUAGGCAGUUAUUCUGUAACACCCAGACUUCUCCAACCGUUGUUAUGAUUUUGUUACACAAGUUAGGGAAAACACAUGGCACACGCCUCUUGGGAUCCUUCCUAUGCCUUUCCUAGAAGAAUAGAAUAGAGUAGAGUAGAGUAGAGUAGAGUAGAGUAGAGUUGAGUAGAGAAGAGUAGAGUUGAAUAGAAUAGAAUAGAAUAGAAUAGAAUAGAAUAGAAUAGAAUAGAAUAGAAUAGAAUAGAAUUCUUUAUUGGCCAAGUGUGAUUGGACACACAAGGAAUUUGUCUUGGUGCAUAGGCUCUCAGUGUACAUAAAAGAAAAGAUACCUUCAUCAAGAAUUCUAAGGUACAACACUUAAUGAUAGUCAUAGGGUACAAAUAAGCAAUCAGGAAACAAUAUCAGUAUAAAAUGUAAGGAUACAAGCAAUAAAGUUAUAGUCAUAAGUGGAAGGAGAUGGGUGAUGGGAACGAUGAGAAGAUUAAUAGUAGUGCAUAGGAAAUGGUGCAUAGGAAAUGGAUCUGUGUGCAAUAAAGUAACGCCUUGCCUCUGUG